AUGAACGUGACAGAAGAGGUUUACAAAAAACAUAUUGAGAAGAAAAAGGCUGCAAGACUAGAAAAAGAAGCUGAUAAAAAGUUGGCUAUUGAUGGAAAAAUUACGGUACUUACAGGAGAUUUGCAGAGCGUGAAGGUUUGUCCCAAAGUUCAAGCUAGUGCUGUCUAUUAUAAGACAAAGCUUUGUUGUCAUAAUUUUACAGUUUACAACUUAGCAACUCACGAAGUAACCUGUUAUUGGUGGCAUGAAUGUGAAGGCGAGCUACAAGCAUCCAACUUCGCUUCUUGUCUAGUAGACUACAUACAAGAGAAAGUUCCUAAAACUAUUCCACUAGUUAUUUUUAGUGAUGGAUGUACAGCCCAGAAUCGAAACUCUAUCAUGGCUAAUGCUCUUCUUGACUUGGCUAUGAAAGAAAACAUAGUAAUCACACAAAAAUUUUUGGAAAAGGGCCAUACCCAAAUGGAGUGUGACUCCGUACAUUCCGUUAUUGAGAUAAAACUAAAAAAAAAACGACAUAAAUCUACCUCAUGA
Parnassius apollo (apollo) is the source of this 531-nucleotide messenger RNA. The record is from the annotation of a GenBank genome assembly. NCBI's taxonomy places the organism in Eukaryota, Metazoa, Arthropoda, Insecta, Lepidoptera, Papilionidae.